CUUCCAUGUCCUGGACAGUUUGCUUCAAACAGUGGCAGGCUGGAUGGGUUUGGGGCUUUGCUGGGCUAUGCAGAUUGUUGUGGCAUCUUUCCAGAGCUGCAGUUAUUAUUCUUGCUUAGCUCUAAUACGUGGGAAUGGAUUUAAUCUCUCCCUUACCUCUUUACAUCACAACAUGGUGUAAUUCAUGGAGGAGGCAACAUGCAGUUACCUAAUUCAACACUCAGGCCUUAUAUAUAAAGUUAAUAGUUUUUUAGCUGAAGCUUUACAUUGAUUCUGUUAAUACAAGCACACAAACUAAUUGGUUUUGAUAGAAUUGGAAUUAAUCUGGGUGCAGAAGUUUGCAGUUCUUGCUCAUGUGUAUAUCACAUACCUACAGCACCCCAACAUCCAGCUGACCGUGAAGUCCUCAGGCUGUAGAGGUCUGUACAUCCUCAAAUUCCUGCUGUCGCCUCCAGCAUCUCAUUACUCACAGACCUAUGGCUGGGUCAGAUCCUGAGCAGCCUCACCUCAUGGAAGAACAGAAGUUUAAAUAGUGUGAAAACAACUGCAGAAACAGCUUUAGUUCAGGAAGCUCAGUGCCUGGAGGAUGCUCUGCUUAAAUAAUUAGGCUGCUUAUCCCAGCAGCGUGUCUGACGGGGCUAACUGCUUAAGCUACAAUAAUCUUAAAACUGUCACAGUCAGAUGCUUGCCUGACACUGCAAGAUUUAAAGAACUGAGCAGCAGAUAAGCCAGCAGUGGAGGAGCAGCCCUGGUGUCCUGCCUGCGAGGAGAGCUCCAUGACUUUGGCUGGAGCCCGUGUCUUUGAUGUGAAGGUGAGCAGGGCUGGCGUGGAGCCCCUGAGGUCAGAACCUUCGCAGGAGCUGCCUUCUGCUCAGACAGAAAUCAGGCAGCAGUCAUGAGCUACCUGGAUGAAGUUCCCUUCCGCAAGGCCUGGAGCCUCGAUGGGGACUCAGGGGAAGAAAACACUUUAAUCACUGCCCCAGCCAUCGAGGUCCCUGACUGCACUGACAUCCUCAUGAGCACCAUGUAUGACUUCUCACUGGAAAGAAAAGUGCUUUACUGGGUCGAGGUGGCCUCUCAGCAGCAAACCUCCUGCCAUCGGGUCACUUCUGAAGUCAUCCCCACGGCUCCACCGUGCUGGCUGCUGCUGGUGGACCCUGCUGACCGCUAUGGAGGGAGAGCUCGGGAUGGAGCCGUGCGGCGCAGCAUCAGCCUGAGUGCUGCUGACAACAGCCAUGGGUCCACCAAGGGCAGAGGUGCCUUGUCUGACACCGAGAGCGAGACCUGGUACUCGGGGGAGGACGGGUACUCAGAGGAUGAUGAGUACUCCUCGACUUCCUGGGAAGAGAGUGACAAGGAUGAAAAGGUUUCCAGGAGGAGAAACGCUGGGAGAAGUGUGGCUCCGUGUCCCAGCUUUUGCCAGACCCGACCAAAGACAUCACCUGGCUUGCUGGAGCCCUUGCCCAAGAACAGCAUCCACAACACAGCCAGCCCGAUCCUGAGCAAGCAGAGAAGAUCCAUGGUGAUAUUUAACAACAUGAAGAACGAGCUGGAGGCGGCCAGGAGGAAGCUGGCUGCUUUGGUGCAUCCUUUGAACAGAGCUGCUGUGGAGAGCAAGGUCCCGGUGCCACGGCUGCUGCCCCAGCGUCCCCGCACCAGCCACGGCAUCAGGUUCAGGCCAGCCCCGGACGUGUCCCGGCUGGGGACCCUGGUGCCGUCACCUCCGACUGCACCAAUCCCCCCCAUCAAACGGCAUAAGCCCACGGUGCCGUCCCUCAGCCCCUACGCCUGCCUCCCCCCUGCCUCUGCGCCUGCACGACCCCUCAGCUCCUGCAGCUCCCAACCGGAUCCGGCUGCUGACCUGCUCUCAGCACUGAGCCAAGAGGAGCGAGACCUCAUCGAGCCCGUGAUAGCCUUGGGCUACCCCACUCACAAAGCCAUCCUCACCCUCCAGAAGACUGGAAGGCAAAGCUUAAGUCAGUUCCUGAGCUACCUGAGUGCCUGUGACCGGCUGCUGAAGCAGGGCUACGAGGAAGGGCAGGUGGAAGAGGCCAUGGAAAUGUUCCAGUACUCGGAAAAAAAGGCAGCUGAAUUCUUGCAUCUGUUAUCUCAGUUCAACGAUAUGGGUUUCCAGCAAAACGAAAUCAAAGAAGUUCUUCUGCUUUGUGGGAAUCAGAGGGAGAAGGCGCUGGAAGAGCUCGUGAUGAAAGCCCAGUGACCAGCACCCUGGAUCCAGCAACCUGGAUCCCAGCCACAGCUUCUCCUCUCCAGUCUGGACCACAGAAGGACUCAGGGGGGUCAGCACACGCUUACCCUUCUGCUGCUCCAAGCCCACCCCAGCAGCACGGCUCAUGGGCACAAGCCUCCAAAGCACUCACUGGUGUCUCAUCCUGGUUUAUGGACAUCCACUAUAAGCGUGUGUGUCGCUGUACUAAGGCAAAGGCUUUCUAACAGGAGUGAGUGUUCACCCAUCCAUCUCCUCCCUUGAUCAUCUCAGCUGUUCAAAUUAGAUGCAGUAAGAUCCAAACCGCCUUCAACUUAGGUUUUGCAAAACCCAAACCACAGUUUUCUUCCUUCACCAGGGUGAUGGGUGCUGUGUUUUCAACUGUAAUCAAAUGUGGAUUCUUUAAAGAUUCUAUAAAUGAACAGAAGAUACUGUUUUCAUAAAAACUGAAGGCUCCUGAAGAAACAUUUAUUGGUCCUUGCUUGGCAAGAGUCUCGUCCAACUUAGCUAUGGUUUAAUAUUGUAAUUGCUAUCCAGUCUGAUCACAUUAGCUUCUCUUUUAAACUAGAAACUUGAGAAAAAGACACAAUUCAAUGAGCAUACGGAAAGAAACCAGGCUGCCCUUGCUGUAGAAAUACAGGAAGUUUAUCCAGUGUGAUGAAAAGUGGCUUAGACAGGGGUUUGUGCUCAGGGAAUUUCAUGAAAUCAGAACAGAGAGACUGGGAACAGCUCGGCUGCCCUCGCGCUCUGCAUGAAUCAGGAAAAUUCAGGGGAUGCUUCCCUAAACUGUGGAGACAGCGGCUCCAAAUGAAGUUAAGCACAAAUGUCAGGAUCAGGAAAUCUGGAUGCCCAGGGGAAUUUUUGUAUGCAACUGAAGGAUGGAGAAUGGGAGAUUCAGGUCACCUCAUGGCAUGUGUCUCUUGGCUUGGCAGUGGAACAGCGGACAGUGGUUUUUAUGUAAAACUACAUUGUUUUCCUCUGAAUUAGAUACAAAUGUAAUUGCUUCGAGUAAAGAUGGUUGGAGGGGUUCUUC
Molecule: messenger RNA, 3257 nt
Organism: Strigops habroptila (Kakapo)
Lineage: Eukaryota; Metazoa; Chordata; Aves; Psittaciformes; Psittacidae
Gene: UBAP1L
Product: ubiquitin associated protein 1 like
Exons: 7
Coding region: 896-2218 (440 amino acids)
Biological process (GO): ubiquitin-dependent protein catabolic process via the multivesicular body sorting pathway
Cellular component (GO): ESCRT I complex
Molecular function (GO): ubiquitin binding
Source: RefSeq, a predicted model, not a curated record